AUGCUCCGUCGACUGGAUACGCACAAAGAAGAUGCGCCGUUGACUAUAGAAGACCUUGUUGCUGAAUGUGAGAACUUCACCGCAUUGAAGAUGGACAACACAGACAUGGAAGGAUGUCCAUUUCGUGUAGAAAAAGAAUGUAAUGGAACUUGUUACGUCACCGAAAGCACGAAUCUGCUAGGACUGGAGUGGUGUAUUCAACUUCCAGCGUACAAGGAGUUGAAAGACAAAUACCACUGCCGAAUUGCGACUAAAGAAGAAGCAAACCGAGAGGAAAUCAUCGCAGACUUGAAGAAGCAAUACGCAGAAGUAUUCAAGUGCGGACUUGGCAGAUACGUCAAGACAAAAGCGAAGUUGCUGUUGAGAGACGACGCAGUACCUGUUUUCAAGAAGAAGCGACCAGUGCCCUUUGCUCCGAAUCUGGAUGCUGAAAUUGAUCGCCUGGUUGCCGAGCAAGUGAUUUUCCCAGUAGAGCAUUCAGAGUGGGCUACGCCUAUCGUUGUAGUCAAGAAGAAAAGUGGGCAAAUCUGCUUGUGCGGAGACUUCUCGACAGGAUUAAACGAUGUGCUGCAGUUGCACCAGCACCCGUUGCCCACCGCGGAGGACGUGUUUACAAAGCUGAAUGGAGGACAGCUUUUCGGGCAAAUCGACUUCGCAGAAGCAUAUCUGCAGAUCCGUUAUCUCGGAUGCAUCAUAGGUAAGGACGGACGCCAUCCUGAUCCAGAGAAGAUUGAGGUCAUCCGCCAGAUGCCAGUACCGAAGAACGUGGCAGAGUUUCGCUCUUUCCUUGGUAUGAUCAACUACUAUGGAUCGUUUGUGGAAGAGAUGCGCCAGUUACGCGCACUGUUGGAUGCUUUGUUUAAGAAGAACGUUUCGUUCAAAUGGAAUGAGGAAUCGGAGGUGUUCGUAGGGCGCCAGUUGAGGACGUCGUUGACGCAGCUGGAUAAAUCAGCUAAAGAAGAGGGAACGCGCAGUGUGAAAAAUGAAGAACAGUUCAACCGUCAUCAUGGAGCACAAAAGAGAUCGUACCACCAGGAAGAACUUGUAUGGGUGCGUGACUACCGCCCAGGACAUGAGAUAUGGAUCCCUGCUUGUGUGAAUAAACGCUAUGGACGAGCCGAGUGCGACGUGCCAAUGGAAGAGGACGAUUUGUGGAAAAGACACGCUAUCCAGAUGCGUGGAGAAGAGCACCGGAGAGUUAGCUUCGAAAAGAAUGAAGCUUCCAAAAUGCCGCUCAACCAGGAAGACCGACGGUACCAUGGUAUGACAAGGACGAUCGCCGCCGUCAAGGACAAUAUCAAGGAUCGAGCACCAACUAUCGUGCCGCCGACAACGACUAGACCAGUUCGACAACGCCGACCACCUCGUCGAUUGCAACCCGAUCCGAAGAUAAAGACAAAGAACAGGAUGCGAAACUUCAUUGUGAUCAUCCUACUGGUGACCGGACUUGUUCUUCAUGUCGGUGCCGGCGGAUACGGAAGAUAUGGUUACACAGGAUAUGGUGGUUGCGGAUCAGGUGGUUGUGGAGGCGGAGGAGGAAGCGGAGGCUGGGCAGCUGCGGCGGGAGCAUUCGCUGGAAGUCUCCUGGGAACAAUUAUAUCUGGAGGAGGCUUGGGUGGCAUAGGUGGCAUAGGUGGAGGAAUGUACCCGCCGAUGUACCCACCGUUCUAUCCGAUGUCUGCUAUGAAGAAAAAACGCGGUGCUGACGAACAUCUUUAG
Necator americanus (New World hookworm) is the source of this 1719-nucleotide messenger RNA. RefSeq lists its product as uncharacterized. NCBI's taxonomy places the organism in Eukaryota, Metazoa, Nematoda, Chromadorea, Rhabditida, Ancylostomatidae. The transcript has 6 exons. The record is from RefSeq and is a predicted model, not a curated record. The coding region runs from base 1 to 1719 and encodes 572 amino acids.